AAGCUGUUUCGGUUCAAGGGUACGCCGCUUCCCACAGCAGCAUUAGUUAUAAGUUUUGCUUCCCCAUACGCUUAGCAGCCCAGGUUUAGCCCUUCGGGCGCGGCGGCCAUGCAAGGCCGGGCCAUAGGUCUCUGGAUUGGUCCGGAUCUUGAUCUGGAGUAUGCCGCCCAGGCAGCGUGGUCUCCGGGCAAUGUCUUGGAGAUCAAGUGCUUGGACGACGAAGGGGGCCUCCAGGGUCGGGCGAUCUUGAUCGUAUCCGGCCCUAGGGUAAGGCUCGCAUCUUCGAGUGCACUCUCUUUCUCUACGCUGGGGACCCCUACUUCCAGUACUGAUGACGAGGUCACCUUCAAGGGCGCCGCGGUGGUUCUGGUGCGGCGCUGGCGGGUGCUCAAUUGCAGCCAGAAGGUCCUGGACCUCGACAACAUCGGGUGGCUCAGCCAGAAGGCCAAGCAUCGGGAGGCUCAGCCAGAAGGCCAAGGACGUCAUCAUAGGGCAGGUCGUCAACAUCACGGCGUCGAUCGAGGAGGGGACAGAGAGCGACACGCGGGCGCGCGACGGCGACGUGGCCCGCCCUACCUUGAUGGACGGGCAAGGCUCACCUCGGGACGGUGUGCAGGCCGAUUUUGAUCGGCCCCGCUCGUUCCUAGGGGAGGUGAUGGCUGGCCAUCUCCGCGGCAGAAGCGCCCCUCGACCUGACAGGCCUCCGCUGACCCGUCGGGGAGAUCGGGGAGCAUCCCCACGGAGGCGGCCCAGUGCGGGGCGAGCCCCCAACCGCCCGUGGCCGCUCCCAGACUCCGAUCCCUCGGGCCCCCGGGCCGUGGCGAGCACCGCCGCGACGGUAGCGGGGUUGCCCGCGGAGCAGUGGAGCCCGAGGCUGCGCGGCGCCACUGGGCUCAAGAGCUCGACGGGCCUUUCGAUCUUGAGCCCGACGGUCGUCGUGGAGGUGAGCACCGUUGACGCGUGGAUGCGGCAGGAGAUGACGGGCGGCGUCGUCCGGAACAGGCCGACGGCAGGGACCAGCGCAACCUCCGUCGCCAUGGGCGUGGGACAUGGCGCUCCAGGAGCCGGUGGCGCCAUCGCAGCCGGUCCCGUUCUGCUUCGGGAAGUCGGCUUUUCCGGGGCCUCGUCCACCAGGCACGGAUCCGCAGGCGCGCCCCGUCUCGUGGGCUGCGGCUGGCGCCCGGGGCGGCUGGCGGCCCGGCUUUGCCAAUCGAUGAAGGAGCGAGUCGGCAGGGGCGGGGGGGCGAAGGCUCGAGACAGGAGGGUUGCCUAAGCGAGUGCAAAGUCGUAGUGUUCAAGGGUCCUGAGGCCCGCGACGGAGGAGUGGAACUCGUGCAGGAUCCUGCGGGAGGUGCGCAUGAUUCAGGAGGAAAAAAACACAGGCACA
This is a messenger RNA of Prorocentrum cordatum, 1387 nucleotides long. Lineage: Eukaryota; Dinophyceae; Prorocentrales; Prorocentraceae. The record is from the annotation of a GenBank genome assembly.